AUGGCUGAACAAACCAAACCAGAAACUGUUAUUAUCCCCGCCGAGGAAGGGGAACAGUUAAUUAUACAACCCCUGGGUGCUGGCCAGGAAGUAGGAAGAUCAUGUAUUAUGUUAAAAUUCAAAGGCAAGAAAAUCAUGUUGGAUUGUGGGAUACAUCCUGGUAUGAAUGGUUAUGCCUCUUUACCAUUUUUAGAUUCAGUUGAUGUUGAAGAUAUAGAUCUGUUAUUAGUCAGUCACUUUCAUCUUGAUCAUUGUGGAGCACUGCCAUUUUUCUUAGAGAAAACUAAGUUCAAAGGUCGAUGUUUUAUGACCCAUGCCUCUAAAGCUAUCUAUAGAUGGCUAUUAUCAGAUUAUGUUAAAGUUAGUAAUAUAUCAACUGAUGAUAUGUUAUAUACUGAGGCUGAUUUAGUAAAUUCAAUGGAUAAAAUAGAAACUGUCAACUUUCAUCAGGAAACUGAAAUUAAUGGAGUUAAGUUUUGGUGCUAUACAGCUGGUCAUGUAUUAGGAGCAGCCAUGUUUAUGAUUGAAAUAGCUGGUGUCAAGAUUUUGUAUACUGGUGACUAUUCUAGACAAGAAGACAGACAUUUAAUGGCUGCUGAAUUACCUAAUGUUAAACCAGAUGUAGUUAUUAUUGAAUCAACAUAUGGUGUACAUAUACAUGAAAAACGUGAAGACCGAGAGAGUAGAUUUACUGGUUUAGUACAUGAUAUAGUCAAUAGAGGUGGAAGAUGUUUAAUACCAGUAUUUGCUUUAGGUAGAGCUCAGGAAUUACUACUUAUAUUAGAUGAAUAUUGGAGUAUCCAUCCUGAAUUACAUGAUAUACCUAUAUAUUAUGCUUCAUCAUUAGCUAAGAAAUGUAUGAGUGUUUAUCAGACAUAUAUUAAUGCUAUGAAUGAUAGAAUACGUAAACAAAUCACAAUGAGUAAUCCCUUUGUAUUUAAACAUAUUAUUAAUCUUAAGAGUAUGGAUCAGUUUGAAGAUAUUGGUCCAUCUGUUGUGUUAGCAUCACCUGGUAUGAUGCAGAGUGGUUUAUCUAGAGAGUUAUUUGAAGCGUGGUGUACUAGUAAACAUAACGGUUGUAUUAUAGCUGGUUAUUGUGUUGAAGGAACGUUAGCAAAGCAUGUAUUAUCAGAACCAGAUGAAAUAGUAACAAUGAAUGGUCAUAAAUUACCAAUGAGAUGUUCUGUAGACUAUAUCUCAUUCUCAGCUCAUGCUGAUUACCAACAAACCAGUGAAUUUUUACGAGCUUUACAACCACCUCAUGUAGUGUUAGUUCACGGUGAAGCUAAUGAAAUGAGUAGAUUAAAGGCAGCGUUACAAAGAGAAUAUGAAGAUAAUGAAGAUUAUAAAAUGGAAGUUCACAAUCCUAGAAAUACAGUCGGUGUUGAGUUACAUUUCAGAGGAGAAAAAAUGGCAAAGGUAGUUGGUAAUCUGGCUUCACAGAAACCUACUGAUGGUCAACAGAUCUCUGGUAUCUUGGUUAAAAGAAAUUUUAAUUAUCAUGUUGUGGCACCUGAAGAUUUACCUAAUUAUACAGAUCUAGCAAUGAGUACAGUGACACAAAGAUUAAGUAUAGCUUAUACAGGAACUAUACCAUUAUUACAGUUCUAUCUAACACAGUUAGCGGGUGAAAUGGAACAUACUAAAGUCAAGGAAAAACCUGCUUUACGUGUCUUUAAGAGUGUUACUAUUAUAUUCGAACCCCGAAUGGUGGUAGUGGAGUGGAUAUCUAACCCAGUGACUGAUAUGUAUGCUGAUGCUGUAGUAACUGUAGUAUUAAGAGCAGAACGAGAUCCUAUGCCUCAGAAAGCUGUACCUAGAGCUAUCCGUGUUGAUAAACAUCACUUUCAAGAAUGUAUGUUAGAUAUGUUACAAGAUAUGUUUGGUCCAGAAGCCACUAGUAAAUUAAUACGAGGUGAUAAAAUGACUGUUACAGUAGAUGAGAAUACAGCUACUGUAGAUUUAGAUACACUGGAAGUAACAAGUGAAAAUGAAACAUUACAACAAAUUGUUCAUACUGCAGUGAAUAGAUUACAUCAAGCUGUUACACCAUUAAAAUCAUCCUAGCCACACCCAAUCUUCAUAACUUCAUUAUCAUCUAAGAACUGAAUAAUAAUACAGCAUCAUUUUCAACAGGCUAUUUAUUCAGGGCUUGUGAUUUCCUGCUGGAGUUUGGAACAUGUUGUGACAAAUUCAGAGUGAAAGCAAUGUGGCAUGGAAAGAACAAUGUAUAUAUUCCAAGAAGCAAAAUACUUAAAU
Lottia gigantea (owl limpet) is the source of this 2259-nucleotide messenger RNA. RefSeq lists its product as hypothetical. NCBI's taxonomy places the organism in Eukaryota, Metazoa, Mollusca, Gastropoda, Lottiidae. Gene Ontology annotation, biological process: mRNA 3'-end processing by stem-loop binding and cleavage. The transcript has 17 exons. Gene Ontology annotation, cellular component: mRNA cleavage and polyadenylation specificity factor complex. Gene Ontology annotation, molecular function: RNA binding; RNA endonuclease activity; 5'-3' exonuclease activity. The record is from RefSeq and is a predicted model, not a curated record. The coding region runs from base 1 to 2067 and encodes 688 amino acids.